Molecule: messenger RNA, 2989 nt
Organism: Cuculus canorus (common cuckoo)
Lineage: Eukaryota; Metazoa; Chordata; Aves; Cuculiformes; Cuculidae
Gene: G6PD
Product: glucose-6-phosphate dehydrogenase
Exons: 13
Coding region: 58-1677 (539 amino acids)
Biological process (GO): glucose metabolic process; pentose-phosphate shunt, oxidative branch
Cellular component (GO): cytosol
Molecular function (GO): glucose-6-phosphate dehydrogenase activity; NADP binding
Source: RefSeq, a predicted model, not a curated record
GCCUCUGCGCUUCUUCCCGCGCUCCCAUUGGGCGCCACGGACCGGGGCGGGAGCGAAAUGGGGAGCAGAGCGAGUGUCCGCGGAGCGGCGGUUCCGGGGGCCGAGACGGGAGUGCCGCGGUGCCCCCCAGGCGCGAUGGCGGGGCCGGAGCUGAGCCGAUCCGAGGUGUGCGGAAUGCUCCGGCAGGAGCUGAGCCGCGACGGAGCCUUCCUCCAGGGGCACCCCCACCUCUUCAUCAUCUUCGGCGCCUCCGGGGAUUUGGCCCGGAAGAAGAUCUACCCCACAGUCUGGUGGCUCUUCCGCGAUGGACUCCUCCCGGACGUCACCCGCGUCGUCGGCUUCGCUCGCUCCGAGCUCUCCGUGGAGCUCCUGCGCCAGCGGACGCUGCCCUACCUCAAGGCCUCCGCAGAGGACCACGACCGCCUCUCCACCUUCUUUGAGCUCCAGAGCUUCGUCCGCGGUCACUACGAUGAAGCGGAGGCCUUUCGGCUCCUGGAGGAGCACCUCCGGUCCCUCCCCGGUGGUCACCGCGCCCAUCGGCUCUUCUACCUCGCGCUGCCGCCGGGGCUCUACGCGCCCGUCACGCGCCUCAUCCGCCAGGAGUGCAUGGGAGGAGGGUGGAAUCGGAUCAUCGUGGAGAAGCCCUUUGGGAGGGAUUUGGCCACAUCGGACGCUCUUUCCCACCACCUCAGUCAACUCUUCCGAGAAGAUCAAAUCUACCGCAUCGACCACUAUUUGGGCAAAGAGAUGGUCCAGAACCUCAUGGUCCUCAGGUUUGGCAAUCGGAUCUUUGGGCCCAUCUGGAACCGCGACAACGUCGCCUGUGUGGUGGUGACCUUCAAGGAACCCUUCGGCACCGAAGGUCGUGGCGGAUACUUCGAUGACUUUGGGAUCAUCAGGGAUGUGAUGCAGAACCAUCUCCUGCAGAUGCUCUGUUUGGUGGCCAUGGAGAAGCCGGCGUCCACCGACCCCGACGACGUCAGGGAUGAGAAGGUGAAGGUCCUGAAGUGCAUCAGUCCGGUGGAGAUGGAGGAUGUGGUCCUGGGGCAGUACGAGGGGGACCCCGCGGGUCCCCCCGAGGCCCAGAAGGGUUAUUUGGAUGACCCAACGGUGCCCUCCGGCUCCACCACCGCCACCUUCGCCGCCGCCAUCUUGAGAGUGGCCAACGAGCGCUGGGACGGUGUGCCCUUCGUUCUGCGUUGUGGGAAGGCCCUUAACGAGCGCAAAGCGGAGGUGCGGCUGCAGUUCCGGGAGGUCCCGGGGGACAUCUUUGACCGUCAGUGCAAACGCAAUGAGUUGGUGGUGCGCGUCCAACCCGACGAGGCCGUCUACACCAAACUGAUGACCAAGAAACCCGGAAUGUUCUUCAACCCCGAAGAGUCCGAGCUCGACCUCACCUACGGCAACCGCUACAAGGACGUGAAGCUGCCGGACGCCUACGAGCGCCUCAUCCUCGACGUCUUCUGCGGGAACCAAAUGCACUUUGUGCGAAGCGAUGAGCUCCGCGAGGCGUGGCGCAUCUUCACCCCUCUCCUGCACCGCAUCGAGGAGCGGCGCCACCGCCCCAUCCCCUACCGGCACGGCAGCCGCGGCCCCCCCGAGGCGGAUGAGCUGCUGAAGCGCGCCGGGUUCCUCUACGAGGGCACCUACCGAUGGGUCAACCCCCACAAGCCCUGACCCACGGCGACCCACGGCGACCCACGGCGACCCACAGCGACCCACGGAGCCGCGCACACUGGGACCUCAGCCUGCCCCACACAUCCUCCACGCUCCAGCCUGACCCAUAGAUACGCAUAGGGACCUCGGCCUGCCCCAUAGAUCUGCCCCACAGAUCCUCUACGCUCCAGCCUGCCCCAUAGAUCUGCCCCACACAUCCUCCACGCUCCAGCCUGACCCAUAGAUACGCACAGGGACCUCGGCCUGCCCCAUAGAUCUGCCCCACAGAUCCUCUACACUCCAGCCUGCCCCAUAGAUCUGCCCCACACAUCCUCCACGCUCCAGCCUGACCCAUAGAUACGCACAGGGACCUCGGCCUGCCCCAUAGAUCUGCCCCACAGAUCCUCAACGCUCCAGCCUGCCCCAUAGAUCCCCUAUGCUCCAGUCCGCCCCAUAGAUCUGCCCCAUAGAUCCGCCCUGCCCUGCCCCACAGAUCUUCUACACUCCAGCCUGCCCCAUAGAUAUGCACAGGGACCUCAGCCUGCCCCAUAGAUCUGCCCCACAGAUCCUCUAUGCUCCAGCCUGCCCCAUAGAUCUGCCCCACACAUCCUCCACGCUCCAGCCUGCCCCAUAGAUACGCACAGGGACCUCAGCCUGCCCCAUAGAUCUGCCCCACAGAUCCUCUAUGCUCCAGCCUGCCCCAUAGAUCUGCCCCACAGAUCCUCUACACUCCAGACUGCCCCAUAGAUCUGCCCAGUCGAUCCCCUAUGCUCCAGUCCGCCCCAUAGAUCUGCCCCAUAGAUACUGUACAGUCCUGUCUGCCCCAUAGAUCCACCCUGCCCUGCCCCACAGAUCCUCUACACUCCAGCCUGACCCAUAGAUACACACAGGGACCCUGGCCUGCCCCAUAGAUCUGCCCCACAGAUCUGUUACACUCCAUCCUGCCCCAUAGAUCCACCUCAGUGUGCCCCAUAGAUCCGCCCAGCCCUGCCCCACAGAUCCUCUACGCUCCAGCCUGCCCCAUAGAUACGCACAGGGACCCUGGCCUGCCCCAUAGAUCUGCCCCACAGCUCUGCCCCACAGAUCUGUUACACUCCAGCCUGCCCCAUAGAUAUGCACAGGGACCUCGGCCUGCCCCAUAGAUCUGCCCCAUAGCUCUGCCCCACAGAUCUGUUACACUCCAGCCUGCCCCAUAGAUCCACCUCAGUCUGCCCCAUAGAUCUGCCCCAUAGAUCCCCUAUGCUCCACUCUGCCCCAGAGAUCUGCCCCACAGAUACGCACAGGGACAUUGGCCUGCCCCAUAGAUCCCCCUCAUCCUGCCCCAUAGAUCCCC